Rhinolophus ferrumequinum (greater horseshoe bat) is the source of this 5323-nucleotide messenger RNA. It is a transcript of the gene PLD1, whose product is annotated as phospholipase D1. Gene Ontology annotation, molecular function: phosphatidylinositol binding; D-type glycerophospholipase activity. The record is from RefSeq and is a predicted model, not a curated record. Bases 215 to 3439 code for a protein of 1074 amino acids. Gene Ontology annotation, biological process: regulation of microvillus assembly; intracellular signal transduction; cell motility. Lineage: Eukaryota; Metazoa; Chordata; Mammalia; Chiroptera; Rhinolophidae. The transcript is spliced from 27 exons.
ACAGAGCUUGGGAACGGACUGCUUUUCCCUGCGUAUGUGGAUUCCCAGGGUAGUCAGGAUUUUUUUUUUUUCCUGUUUUUUCUUUUUUUCGGUCUCGACUAUCAGCUGCUUUGGAGAUUAGUUUCAUAGUAAGGAUUCUUUCUUUAAAGCAACAUGAAGCGACUGUUUUCACAGGGGCACCAGACCCUUCGCUUUUACACUGUCCGAAGCCAACAUGUCACUGAAAAGUGAGCCAAGUGCAAAUACCACUGCGCUGCAGAAAAUCGCUGCCGACAUGAGUAAUUUGAUAGAAAACCUGGACACGCGGGAGCUCCACUUUGAGGGAGAGGAGUUGGAUUGUGAUGUGUCUCCCAGUGAUCCCAAGGCACAGGAAGUGUCUAUCCCUUUCUCUGCUAUUUAUAAGACUCAAGGAUUUAAGGAGCCUAAUAUACAGACGUACCUCUCUGGCUACCCAAUAAAAGUCCAAGUUCUGGAAGUGGAGCGCUUUACAUCUACAACAAGGGUUCGAAGUAUCAAUCUUUACACUAUUGAAUUAACACAUGGGGAAUUUAAAUGGCAAGUUAAAAGGAAAUUCAAGCACUUUCAAGAAUUUCACAGAGAGCUCCUCACAUACAAAGCCUUUAUUCGAAUCCCCCUUCCCACCAGAAGACACACAUUUAGAAGACAGAAUGUCAAAGAAGAGCCUCGAGAGAUGCCAAGCUUGCCCCGUUCCUCAGAAAACAUGAUCAGAGAAGAACAAUUCCUUGGUAGAAGGAAACAACUGGAAGAUUACUUGACAAAGUUACUGAAAAUGCCCAUGUACAAAAACUAUCAUGCAACAACAGAAUUCCUUGGUAUAAGCCAGCUGUCUUUCGUCCAUGAUCUGGGACCAAAGGGCAUAGAAGGCAUGAUAAUGAAAAGAUCUGGGGGACACAGAAUACCAGGCUUGAAUUGCUGUGGUCAGGGAAGAGCCUGCUACCGAUGGUCAAAAAGGUGGUUGAUAGUAAAAGAUUCCUUUUUACUGUAUAUGAAACCAGACAGUGGUGCUAUUGCCUUUGUCCUGCUGGUGGAUAAAGAAUUCAGAAUUAAGGUGGGGAGGAAGGAGACAGAAACGAAAUAUGGACUCCGAAUUGAUAACCUUUCAAGGACACUUAUUUUAAAAUGCAACAGCUACAGACAUGCUCGAUGGUGGGCAGGGGCUAUAGAAGAAUUCAUCCAGAAACAUGGAACCAACUUUCUCAAGGAUCAUCGAUUUGGGUCAUAUGCUGCUAUCCAGGAGAACACUUUAGCUAAGUGGUAUGUUAAUGCCAGAGGAUAUUUUGAAGAUGUUGCAAAUGCAAUGGAAAAGGCAGAAGAAGAGAUUUUCAUCACAGAUUGGUGGUUGAGUCCAGAAAUCUUCCUGAAACGCCCAGUGGUUGAAGGAAAUCGUUGGAGGUUGGACUGCAUUCUUAAACGAAAAGCACAACAGGGGGUGAGGAUCUUCGUAAUGCUCUACAAAGAGGUGGAACUUGCUCUUGGAAUCAAUAGUGAGUACAGCAAGAGGACCUUAAUUCGUCUACACCCCAACAUAAAGGUGAUGAGACACCCAGAUCAUGUGUCGUCCACUGUCUAUCUGUGGGCUCAUCAUGAGAAACUUAUCAUCAUUGACCAAUCGGUGGCCUUUGUGGGUGGGAUCGACCUGGCCUAUGGAAGGUGGGAUGACAAUGAGCACAGGCUCACGGACGUGGGCAGCGUGAAGCGCGUCACCACGGGACCAUCUCUGGGUUCCCUCGCAGCUGAAACAUCAGAGUCUAUGGAAUCCUUAAGCCUCAAAGAUAGAAACAAAUCUCCUAAAAAGCUGCCCAUCCUGAAGAGUGUUAAUGACACGGAUUCAAAACUGAAAGGAAUAGGAAAGUCUAGAAGGUUCUCCAAAUUUAGCCUCUAUCGGCAGCUGCAGAGGCACCACCUGCAAAGCACGGACAGCAUCAGCAGCACUGACAGCAGCUCCAGUUACUGUAAUCACUGUAGAAGUCGUCAGAAUUUAAUCCAUGGUUUAAAACCCCACUUGAAACUCUUUCGCUCUUCCAAUGGUUCUGAGCAGGGACUCGCUAGACCUAACGUUGACACGGGCUCUGUCCGCAGUUUGCACACAGGCGUGGGAGAGCUGCACGGGGAAACCAGAUUCUGGCAUGGGAAGGACUACUGCAAUUUCGUCUUCAAAGACUGGGUUCAGCUUGAUAAACCUUUCGCUGAUUUCAUUGACAGGUACUCCACUCCCCGGAUGCCAUGGCAUGACAUUGCUUCUGUGGUCCACGGGAAGGCAGCUCGUGAUGUGGCACGUCACUUCAUACAGCGCUGGAACUUCACAAAGAUUAUGAAAUCAAAAUAUCGAUCCCUUUCUUAUCCAUUUCUGCUUCCAAAGUCUCAGACAACAGCCCAUGAGUUGAAAUAUCAAGUGCCUGGGUCCGUCCAUGCUACCGUACAGUUGCUCCGCUCUGCUGCUGAUUGGUCUGCUGGGAUAAAGUACCAUGAAGCGUCCAUCCACACCGCUUACGUCCAUGUGAUAGAGAACAGCAAGCACUACAUCUAUAUAGAAAACCAGUUUUUUAUCAGCUGCGCCGAUGACAAGAUUGUGUUCAAUAAGAUAGGAGAUGCCAUUGCCCAGAGGAUACUGAAAGCUCACAGGGAAAGCCAGAGAUACCGGGUGUAUGUUGUGACACCACUUCUGCCAGGGUUUGAAGGAGACAUUUCAACCGGUGGAGGAAGCGCUCUCCAGGCAAUAAUGCACUUCAACUACAGAACCAUGUGCAGAGGAGAAAAUUCCAUCCUUGGAAAGUUAAAAGCAGAGCUUGGCAAUCAGUGGAUAAAUUACAUAUCAUUCUGUGGCCUUAGAACACACGCAGCGCUUGAAGGAAACCUCGUCACUGAGCUUAUUUAUGUCCACAGCAAGUUGCUAAUAGCAGAUGACAACACUGUUAUUAUUGGCUCUGCCAACAUAAAUGACCGAAGCAUGCUGGGAAAGCGUGACAGUGAAAUGGCUGUCAUUGUGCAGGACACGGAGACAGUCCCUUCGGUAAUGGAUGGAGAAGAGUACCAGGCUGGCCAGUUUGCCCAAGGACUUCGGCUCCAGUGCUUUAGGGUGGUCCUUGGCUAUCUUUUUGAUUCAAGUGAGGACAUUCAGGAUCCAGUGAGUGACAAAUUCUUCAAAGAGGUAUGGGUUUCAACGGCAGCUCGAAAUGCUACAGUUUAUGACAAGGUGUUCCGGUGCCUUCCCAAUGAUGAAGUCCACAGUUUAAUUCAGCUAAGAGACUUUAUAACCAAGCCCGUAUUAGCGAAAGAAGAUCCCAUUAGAGCUGAGGAAGAACUGAAAAAGAUCCGUGGGUUCUUGGUGCAAUUCCCCUUGUAUUUCUUGUCUGAAGAAUGCCUACUGCCUUCGAGGGGAACCAAAGAAGCCAUGGUGCCCAUGGAGGUUUGGACUUAAGAGUUCUGUUCAUUUGCAGCUCAAGGACUUAUACCCUGAAGAGUACACUGCACACAGUGACUUUCUGGAGACCUAACAUACAAAGACGGCCCGAUGUACUCUUGUAUCCAACUCAUGGACCCUUUGGGUUGGCUGGGAAGGGCUGCGGUCACACUGACGCAAGGACACGGGUCAUCAAUAGGGCUUUAUCAUUCCUCCUGCCUGGUCUUGUGAAAAAGGGACCGACUGCAUUCUUAUUGCUUAGCAUAUACUCAACGACUUAAACACACACUCAAAUUCCAUGAUGUACACCAAGGUGCAUUUCCUUUGCUAACAAGAAUUUACCUGUAACUGUGGUCUAGGUUGCCAAAAGUUGUCUGAAACUCCUUAUUCUUCUCUGACUCAUGUAUGCAGCCGAUGUCUGCUGGACCUGCCCUCGUUUCAUAGUCCAUAUAGGUACUGUUUGAGAUCUGAGGUGUUGCUAUGCAAUAUCGUGAUGCUCCUUCAACGUUUUUCAAGGUCAUGGGGAAGUCCAUCUGGUCCUGAAGUAAUAGUGUUCACCCAGCAAGGAUACGGCCAUUAUUCCUUCUCAGUAACUGACAGGACAGGACAGACUUUUGUCUGCACAGCAGCCCAUGUUAGGGAUUUCUAAUAACAAUGACACUAUGUAUCUUGACACCACAGAACACAGGAAGGAACUGAAUUCAGUUACUGAGCCAGAGAUUUCACUGUGCCUCCAAAGGCACUGAUAAGAUAUGUCCCUCUGACAGGGGCCACCCGAUCAAAUUUGAGAACAUGCAAAGGAUUUUUUUAUUGCACGGCAAUCGAUAAAACUCAAAGACGGAGCAUGCAGCCUUCAGAAACCACCAAGGUGUCAGUGGGGCUCUGAUUCCCCAAAAGAAGAUUCCUUAAGAAUCCUGUAAAAUGUCCUGUCCUUCUUAGCUGCUGGAUUGAUUGAAAUUUGAGUUUUCACAUUUGAGAAUCAAACCAGUGAACACAGUUUGUCUUUCAAGAGAAUCAGAGGCUUCAUAACUCAUACCGAGUUAAUAAGUAUGAUUCUAACCUUAUUUGACAUUUAGCUUUGAUUUGACAAUUAUCUUCUUAAAGAAAAAUUGAUUGCAAAAUAUGUGCUAUUUCACUUGUAUUAUUAAAUAUACAUUAACAUUCCACCAGGGCUUGCAAUGAGGUUAGGAUAGUCAUUAAUGCACAUUGUCCUAAUCUGUGAAUUGUUCUGGAAACCCAUUUUUCCUUUCUUGGAUGUUAGAGUACCCUUUGGUACACCAUAGCUCUAAUUUACUAACCAGAACUAUUCUUAUAGCCUCAGGAGUGAAUGUGGGUUCGCUACAAGCUUGUGCCCAUAACACAUGGGGUAGGUGCUAUGCUUACAUCUGUGGAUUACCUGGAUUACAGAAUCUCAUUUGGGUUGUUCAAAGAAGCAAGGAGCCAAUCCCUGUUUUCAUGGAGCUAUAUAUUAAUAGUCCAGUGGAAAAGGUUACAUAGGGGCACAAAGUCAAUGAUCUGGGUUAGUAGGAGAGAGAGUGUGACACCCAAGAGAGGAUGUCACCGCUAAAGAACCUUUCACAAAUGAGGUAAAAUGAUAAAACCAACAAUGGAAAUGAGUAUGCUUUUAUGAAUAAAUAACUUUGUUCUCAGAUGGCUGAAGAUGGUAAAAUAACUUCAUUCUCUAGCAGUUGUAAAGAAGACAUUUGCUAUUUAUGAAGUUUAGAUUGGCAUUUAAAGCAUUGAGUGUGAAAUGACCUACGGAUUUGUUAUAUUUUAUUUAAAAAAAUUUUUUUAAACCAUAGAACAUUCUGUAAACUGGCUCUUGAUUUUGUGCAAGAAGCUCCCAUAAAACCAUGAAAAAGAAGAGCCUGAAAGAGCCCUUUACCUUAAAAAAAAAAAAAA